Messenger RNA from Coregonus clupeaformis (lake whitefish), 1825 nucleotides. Its product is annotated as E3 ubiquitin-protein ligase RNF13. NCBI's taxonomy places the organism in Eukaryota, Metazoa, Chordata, Actinopteri, Salmoniformes, Salmonidae. The coding region runs from base 514 to 1680 and encodes 388 amino acids. Gene Ontology annotation, molecular function: zinc ion binding; ubiquitin protein ligase activity. The record is from RefSeq and is a predicted model, not a curated record. Gene Ontology annotation, biological process: ubiquitin-dependent protein catabolic process; protein ubiquitination; positive regulation of DNA-templated transcription. Gene Ontology annotation, cellular component: cytoplasm; nucleoplasm. The transcript has 10 exons.
UAUUGUGGGUAUAAUAAAACCCGAUUUUCCACUUUUGCAGUUGUGGUCAUGACGCUCAGUUCCAUAACAUUACACAUAAGAGUCAUUGGGCGAAGGCGUAUUCUGUAGGGGGGAGGUUAUCCGCGACGCUAGGUCUGAACGUUAACACGCAUCGCUUGCGGUACGGUUUUAAAAAACAAAAGGUUAUAUUGAUACACACCUUUUUAUAGGAUUAUGGUUCCCACAUGGCCAUAGUUCCAUGUUACAGCGCUUGUUAACAGGAAAACAGACGGGAGACAGAGUGGACUACCUGUGCUAAUUAGCUAUCUGCGUUUCCAAACACCUACUGUAUGUGGAAACGGAAGACGGAUGCCAACAAACGUGUUGUUUUGUCGCUGAAAAAUACUGUCGGCUGCUGUGUUAAAACCGGUUAAAACAGUGUACAGUGUGAGAGCUGCCAGGUCUGGGACAGUCCGUCCGUGUGUGUGUCUGCGCAGGUGUGUGUCAGUUGACUGGCACAGCGCGGAAUGCAAGAUGCUGCUCUCCCUUGGGAUGCUGAUGCUGUCCGCCACACAGAUCUACACCAUCUUCACCGUGCAGCUCUUCGCCUUCCUCAACCUGCUGCCCGUCGAGGCCGACAUCUCUGCCUACUCAUUUGACAACAAAACAGGGAGUUUUGAUGACCUGCCUGCACGGUUUGGGUACCGGCUGCCCAGCGAUGGACUCAAGGGCUUUCUGAUUGGUGCACGGCCCGAAAAUGCCUGCGAGCCCAUCGACCCACCCCCUAUCCGGGACAACCUCACUGGCGCCUUCAUCGUGCUCAUCAAGCGCUUCGACUGUAACUUUGACAUCAAGGUCCUUAAUGCCCAGAAGGCCGGGUACAAGUCGGCCAUUGUUCACAACGUGGACUCUGAUGACCUAAUCAGCAUGGGAUCCAAUGAUCUGGCUAUUUUGAAGCAGAUCGACAUUCCAUCGGUGUUUGUGAGCGAAGAGACUGCCAACUCCCUGAAAGAGGACUACACAUAUGACAAGGGGGGUCAUGUGGUGCUCAUUCCAGACUUCAGCCUGCCCCUGGAAUACUACCUGAUCCCCUUCCUCAUCACCGUGGGAAUCUGCCUCGUCCUCGUGGUCGUUUUCAUGAUCACCAAGUUUGUCCAGGACAGACACAGGGCUCGGAGAAGCCGUCUACGCAAGGACCAGCUGAAGAAACUCCUCAUUCACAAGUACAAGAAAGGGGACGUCUACGAUGUGUGCGCCAUCUGCCUGGAUGAGUAUGAGGAGGGAGACAAGCUCCGGGUCCUUCCCUGCUCUCACGCUUACCACAGCAAGUGUGUGGACCCCUGGCUGACCAAGACCAAGAAGACGUGUCCUGUGUGCAAGCAGAAGGUGGUCCCCUCUGCAGGCGACUCCGACUCCGACUCGGAGGGCGACAGUGCGGGUGAGGAGAAUGAGGUGUCGGAGAGCACCCCCCUGCUGCGCUCCCUGGCCUCCACCAGCGGCCACUCCUUCGGCACCAUGUCGGGUGCCUCGCGCUCCGAGCCUGAUCAGGAGUCCUCCGAGUACGAAGACACCAGCGACGACAGCGAGGAGGAUGUCACUGUGGAGACGGUCACCGUGGAGACGGUCACCGUGGAGACGGUGGUGGUGCAGCUGCAGGAGCCCCGUCCCGACGACCAUGACACGCCUGAUUGGUUGGCCUGAGUUGACGGACAGGUCGCCGGUUCCCCCGCCUCUCCCACCCCACUCGCCCUUCUGGCUUGCAGCAGCAGAGACUCACGCUGGAGGCGUGACCGAGACUGUGUGUGUUUAAUUUUGACAUCCCUGUUUAAUAAAAAAAAUCAUUUUA